Molecule: messenger RNA, 2503 nt
Organism: Dicrocoelium dendriticum
Lineage: Eukaryota; Metazoa; Platyhelminthes; Trematoda; Plagiorchiida; Dicrocoeliidae
Source: the annotation of a GenBank genome assembly
GUUGCGUUUUUGAGUUAUUUCACCCCUUUUCGUGCGAAGGGCUAAUUUCUGUAUUGGCUGGAAAGGGUUUCGCUACCAUUGUCCUCGGUAACAUCCAAAUAACACAGAACGAGUAAUCUCAAAACCCGUGCAUAUUUCUCAAAGUAAUGCUUACAAAAGCCAAACGUUUAUCUGUUAAGGUAAUUGCAGCGGACUUGGAGUUGCAACUAAUAGUUAACCCUUCAAUAACUGGAAUGCAAUUGUUUUACCAGGUUUGUGAAACCGUCGGGAUAAAAGAAAUUUGGUACUUUGGACUGGAGUUCACGAAUAACAGCAAGUUUUCGGUUUGGUUAGACCUCCUAAAGUGCAUCAAAAAGCAGAUAGAUACAUCCGAUGAACUAAUUCAGUUCACUUUGAAAGCCAAAUAUUUCCCAGAAGACGUGACGACGGAAUUGAUUCAUGAAGUUACUCAGAGAUUUUUCUACCUCCAGGUCAAAGAAAGCAUCCUAUCUGGAGAAAUACUUUGCUCUUUUGAAACCGCUGCACUUUUGGCUUCGUACGUCUGCCAAAUCAAGUAUGGAAAAUUUGAUUACGCAAAAAUGCGUCGGGGGUUCCUAAAGAAUGAGCAACUACUUCCGAAAAAAAUGCAGCUCGAGCGACCGCAUGAACAAAUUGAGGCUGCAGUGGUCUUCUGGUACAAGCAACACGCGGAUAUGCCCAAGUGCGAGGCCAUGUUGGAAUACCUACAAAUCGCACAGGAACUGGAAAUGUUCGGAGUUACCUAUUUUUCAGUCAAAGACGAAAUAGGAACCUUGAUGUUGCUUGGUGUAGACGCGUUUGGUCUGAAUGUUUAUCCAGCAGAUAAUAGAUUGACCCCAACUCUAGGAUUUCCAUGGAGUGAAGUUUCCAGUGUGUCCUUCAAGAAGCUGAAAUUCGUAAUCAGACCUAUGAACAAAAUCGGCCGAACUCACUGCUAUUACUCGGAAAGCGUCAAGAAUAAUCAACUUUUGUUAAGUCUCUGUGUGGGUACGCACGAAUUGUACAUUCGUCGACGCAAGCAAGAGACGGUUGGGAUGCGCCACCUCAGGGCUCAAGCCAACGCAGAGAAGGCAGUGAAGAUAGGGGAACGUGAAACGCUGUGCAGUGCUGUUCAGGCACGAAAAGCUGCAGACGAACGGCUGAAGAUACUAGAAUCCAAAGUGUUGUAUACGACAGCCAUAAAGAAUAAACUUGGACGAAGUGCAGUAGAGCUACUCAAGCGAGUCAAGCAGUUAGAACAACAACUGGAAAAUGAAGUGGGGAGACGCAAACGUUUAGAAGUAAUUUUUACCUCAGAACUGGAUAGUGGGGGAUAUAAAACGGUGAACACAGUUAGUGAGGAAAGUGAACGACGCCCUUUUCAAAGGAAAGUGACAUGCAAUCAGAACACCAUCGGAGAACAGAAAAGCCACGCUGGUCAAGCAUGUAUUCCGAUUGGUGAACAGAACGUAACACUCAUCAAAUCCCCUCAGAAUAUGUAUAUUAAGCGAUAUGAUUCCUCUCAGCAUUCUGUAGAAAAGGAUGCCGGUAGCGAUCAUCGAACUGAAAAGCAUGAUGCUGCUGCCAGCUCUAAGAUGAAUGCAGUUCUUGGAAGCGAUGUAGAGUAUGAAGAAACUUCUCUGGUUCCGGACGAAAAAGCGGGAAUUCAUGUGCAGGAAUAUUGGACUGGUGUAUCAAAUGAAUUGACAACUGCAACGUCUUAUCAAAGCGAUGGCAACAGCAACUCUGAGAACUCAAGGAAACUGGUCGUGGUAAAAGCAGUUCGUUCUGGGUGGAAAACAGAGGAGCUCAGUGGACCAAACGGUGGAGAGACGGCUGAUCUACACCCUGUCAAUAUACUUCCGAAAUUGUGUGGUAGUCAUGUUCAAUCUAUCAGUGAUAGCAAUCAACCUUGUGACUCUCGCUGUGCACACGAGAAAGACCGCUUGUCCACAUCAGACCGCACAGGUGCCUCACCACCAAAUGUUGCAAUGAAGAAAUUGUGGUACAGAAGACAACGGAAGCUAAUGAGUGGUCUAUACCGGCAAGAUAAAACAGAAACGACGCUUAUGAAUUGCUGUAACCCACACCCCGGUUGCUAUCCACGGGAGAUCAAGGUGUACAGGAAUCCGGAUGGCUCAAGUUCAAGAAGCACUACUAGAAUUCGUAGAUGGAAUGAACGGUUCCAAUCACUUCGAAUGAUCCGACACGGUAACACUAAAAGACGAGCAGACGAGUUUGAAUCCAUGUAACCGUUCGGACAGGAGGUUGAUUUUGUGGCAUGCAGGUUUCGAUUCCAUGAAGCUCACAAAUAUGCAAACUUUCUCUGUGCAUUUGUCGAAAGCUGAUCAAACCCUGUGAGUGCGCGAACCUAAUAGGCGCUACACUCUGCCAUUGUUUGUACGUUGAUUAUGUGGGCUUUUUAUCUUUGUAAUGUAUAAUGGUGACAAUUCAAUCUUACUUGUUCUUAUGGGCUUUGCAUUAUAUUUAAACACAAUCUUGCGAC